This is a messenger RNA of Necator americanus (New World hookworm), 546 nucleotides long. RefSeq lists its product as uncharacterized. The record is from RefSeq and is a predicted model, not a curated record. The transcript has a single exon. Bases 1 to 546 code for a protein of 181 amino acids. NCBI's taxonomy places the organism in Eukaryota, Metazoa, Nematoda, Chromadorea, Rhabditida, Ancylostomatidae.
AUGCAAUUAGCCUUUCUGGACUUUGAAGCCGCGUUCGACUCUAUUCACCGAGGCCGUCUUCUCAACGCGCUCCGCGCCGAUGGAGUACCAGGAAAGUUCGUUCGCUUGCUUGAUGACAUGAAUCAACGAACAACUGCUGCAGUUCAAACACCAGCCGGAUGUACAACACCGUUUGAGGUGGUAACUGGGGUAAGACAAGGGACAGUGGCAGGACCCUUCCUGUUCGCUAUCGACGACAAUAUGCGAAGAACAGUCAAUCACUGUCCUGUCGAUAUCAUUCUAGCACUGUCAGGACACCCCUUGACCUAUCUCGAGUACGCUGACGAUGUUGUUAUAUUCGCGGUAACUAGUACGAAACUUCAAAAUGUUGUCAACCUUGUAUCGAAGCUGGCUGCAGCCUCUGGACUACGUCUAUACCCUAAUAAAUGCAAGCAGAUGUGUCUCUUCAAGACCUCGAACGGGAAUCAGGGCGAACGGACAACCAAUCUCCUGCCUCUUAGUUUUUUCUCUCUUUUCUUGAGUUCUCUUACCUGGGCUGUAUGCUGA